UUUAAAUGGAAAUUUAAUAAAUUCUGGUGAAAAUGUUCUCUUUUCCUUUAUGCAUCGAUCACUAUCUGAUUGUUGAUCAAAAAACCGAAUUUGAAUGGAAAUUAAUUUAGUCUUUUUCAAAUUAGAUAAUAAAUCACUCGAUUCACGAAUAAUUCGACAAAUAUUUAAAUAUAAAGAUUUCACCAUAUCAAGCAGUUUAACAAGUUUUUAAAGACUUAAAUAAAGUUAAUGAAUUAAUAUAGCUUAUAAUAAAAAUUAGAAAGGACAUCAUUUAUACUUAAUAUAAGGAAGCAAAUACAAGUAAUUAUUUUUAAAUAAAUAGAUGAAACAUAUUCAAUGUUUGGAACUUAUUCAGAUUUAUAGAAUUAUCUUGGUAAAUAUUUUGAGAUAGAAAUGCAACCAUAAUAUAAUAAAUAUUAAUUGACUGAAUAUGGAAUAAUGGAUUUGUUGGUAUUUGGCUUUUUACACAAAAGUAGAAGUUUUCAUAGGGUAAUAACAAAGGGUAUAGCUCCUUAAAUAUCAUCUUUAUACAGUUGGUAUUAGAAUUUUAUGGCAAGAUUUGAAAUAAAUAACAUGAUUGAUCCAAAUUAUUUACCAAGAAAGGAAAAAAGAGUUUAAAUAUAGAAGAAUAAAGAAUAAAAAAGCAAUCCUGAAUUGAUUGAGUCAAUAAAAGAUGAUAAAUUCAUUGUGUUUAAAGAUUUGAUAGAGAAAGGUGUUUCAAUAUAUACAGCUUCUUUAAGAGAUAAAGAAAAAAUGCUAGUUCCUCAUUUAGUAUGUGCAUUUGCAAGAAUAAAUUAUGCAGAAUAUUUAUAAAGUAAAAAUGUAGAUUGGGAAUGUGAAGAUAAUGAUAGAAUGACUCCUUUAUUUUAUGCUAUAAGAAGUGAAUCUAAAGGAAUGAUUGAAUAUCUUCUUAACUAAAAAGUUAAUUUAGAACAUAAAGAUAUUUAAAAUAGAACUCCAUUUUAUUAUGCUUGUUCAUUAGGAUAAUUAUUUAUAAUUAGAUUUCUUGUUGAAAAAGGAGCAGAUAUAAAUGCUAGAACAGCUUUGGGAAGAACUCCAUUUUCAAAAACAAGUUUUUUAGGAUUAUAUAAUGUGGUUGAAUAUCUCCUUUAAUAACCUAAUAUAGAUUUCAAUUAUGCAGAUAAAUAAGGAAGAAAUGCAUUACAUAAUGCAGUAUUUGGUCCAAAAGGUGGCAGAGAUGGAAGAAAGGUUGGAACUUGGUGUUAUGAUAGUCCUUUAAUUGCUUAAUUAUUACUAGAACAUGGAAUGGAUGUAGAGGCUAAAGAUAAGGAUGAUAAUACUCCAUUACAUGUAGCAGCAUCAAGUGAAGCUUUAACUUCAAUUCCUGUUUUAAUAGCAUUUGGCUGUAAUAUUAAUAGUAGAAAUAAAUGGGGAGAAACUGCUUUAAUUGUAGCUGCUAAAUUUAAUCAUCAUGAAACUGCUAAAUUAUUGAUUGAAAAUUAAGCAGAUUUUCUUUUAGAAAAUGAAGGAUUCACAGCCAUGGAAAUUGCAGCUAAAAAUUAUCAAUUUGAAACAUUUUAAUAUUUAUUAGAUUAAAUGAAACCUUAUUUAUUAGAAAUAGAAAAAAUUAAAAAAAAUAAAUUGCAAGAAGUUCUUUAAUCUUUAAUGAAUAUUACUAAGAAUUUGAAAGAAAAUAAAUAUGUAAAAUAUUUCUUGUAGCAUUUUUAACCAACUUAUGAUCAAGAUCAUGCAAGUUUCAUAAUUGAAAUGUAAGACGGUUAAAAUGAACUUAUGUAAAGUUAUCUUAAAAACUAAAUUAUUUCACAAGAAUAAAUUAAUAAUUCUUUUGAACUUUGUUUAAAAAGGAAAAAUAUGUCAAUAUUUAAAUAAUUAUGUAUACAUUCCAAAUUUGAAUAUAAAGUCAGCUUAUAAAAAUCAUUAAUUGCAAUGUUGCUUGAAUCAACAGAAUUAGACCUUUUACUUUUUUAAUUUAAUAUUGAUUGGUUUAAUUAUAGAAGCAAAUUAGGAGAGACAUUUCUACAUAAACUAAUAGAAAAAAGGAAAACUGAAACACUUUUAAAAAUAUUACAUUUUUUUUAAGAAAUAAUAGAUUAAACCAUUUAAAGCCACUAUAGGAAUUGCUUUUUAAAAUUGAUUACUAAAAAUGAUAUUUAUAAUUUUAUAAUCUUUUAAAAUACAAGUUCAUCUACAAUUAUUGAAAUAGCUGUUAUUCAUAAAUUUAUGGAUAUUUAUUAAAUGCUUGAUAACUUUAUUUCAGUAAACUAUGACUCAAAAUAAGGACUGAAAUUUAAAUUGAUUAAUUAUAAAAUUGAAUUAGAUCAUGCCACUAAACUACCUUAAGUCUUACUAAAAGAAGAAUAAAACUAUAAAUUUAUCAGGAAGUUUUCAGAAGUUACAUAAUUAACUGAAAAAGAAAUAUUAUUUUUUGAAAAAAUUUUAAUCAAUUAUAAGGCAGGAAAAACUGCUUUAACUUAAUAUUAUUAAGAACUUUAAUCAAAAAAAUAAUUAAUUGUUGUUGAAACAGAAAAAUAAUUAGAAUAACAUAUGAAUAAUAUAAUUCAUAAUUAUAAUAUUAUAGGGGUAGAUAUUGAACAUUAUUCUGAUAAAAUAGAUUAGUAUAAAAUUUCAUUUGCUUGCACAAUUUAAUUAUCUACUAUAGAUAUAGAUUAUGUAAUAGAUAUAAUGAAAUUGAGGCAUGUCUGUAAUAAAUAUUUAGAACCUAUUUUCCAAAAUUAAUAACUCUUAAAAAUUUUUCAUGGUUGUGAUGUUGAUUUAAGAGUUCUAUUUUGUGAUUUAAAAAUAAUUGUGAAAUAAAUAUUAGACACAAGCAAGAUUGAUAUGGCUUUAAUGAAAUCUCCAAAUGCUUAAUCUUUAGAAAAAUUGUGCAAAUAAUAUUUGAACAUUCAUUUAGAUAAGCUCUAUCAAACUUCUGAUUGGAGAAUAAGACCAUUGCCUCAAUAAAUGAUAGAGUAUGCUAGGUUAGAUUCAGCAAGUCUGUUAUUUUUAUAUCCAAUAUUGAUAGAUGAGGUAAUUAUAAAAUCAUAUCUUAAAGUGCAGGAAAUUCAAUUUAGUCACCAAAGUGUUCAAUUAAUGCCAAAAAUUGAGUUUGAUUACACAAUAUCCAUUAGUAAAUAUUAUAAAUAAAGAUUGA
Molecule: messenger RNA, 3133 nt
Organism: Paramecium sonneborni
Lineage: Eukaryota; Ciliophora; Oligohymenophorea; Peniculida; Parameciidae
Source: the annotation of a GenBank genome assembly